AUGCCUGGCAACAGGUGAUUUUUCAUCAUGGUUGUGAAUGGAGCUCUUAUGCUCACAUGUCCUUGUCUUAAGUUCACGUUUGGUCUUAUCCACAUAAUAAAAGUUACAGGAACACUUAAGGAGAUAUACAACAUAUAUUCUACCUCAAACCUUUAUCCUCUCGCCCGAAUGGGGACGUAUACGACAGUUCACUCUGAUCAUGGCAUAACAGUAAACGCAGUUGUAACAAGGGAAAUUGCAAUCAGGAAUGAUACAUAUGAAUGCAAUGUUUUUUUCUUAGGAAAAUCUGACCUUACUAAACAAUCCCGUAAAUUUGAGGGUCUCUUAUAGAAAACCUCGGGGGGGGGAUUCAAACGCUUUACCAAAGUUGGGGUCGCUGUGCAAUAUGUGCCAAUAUCUAUUAACCACUUCCUUGAUCAACCUUGAAAUGGGACUGUAACCAAAGAUGCAGAGGGAGGUGAGGAAGUCAUUUGACGUGGUUCCAAUAAUACAUUCCGCUCAGUUUGUCUUACUCUCUUCAGGCAAUUGUUCAAUAAUUCUUCUUUAUACCCUCUUGUUUUGAAUCGUUCACAUAAAUCUUUGGCAUGUACAUCCAAUGAUAAAUCAGAGUAACAAAUGAGCCUAAUGCGAAGGAGUUGGCUAUAUGGUAAAAAUAAAUGUUAUGAAGGCGUAUGAUAAAAACUGAAAUGAAGAAAGGUAUUUCUAGCCGUUUCUUUUCUAUACACCUCAGUGUGUGUCACGCCCUGGCUCUGGGGACUCUAGUAUGUUGAGCCAGGGUGUGAGUUUUCAUUUGUUUAUGUUCUAGUUGUUGUAUAUCUAUGUUGGCCAGGGUGGCUCCCAAUCAGAGACGGCUGUAGCUCGUUGUCUCUGAUUGGGAGUCAUACUUAGGUAGCCGUUAGGCAUUCAUUAUUUGUGGUUUCUUGUUCGUAUUUGGUUUGUGUAUGACCAUUGACUGUCACGUCAUCGUUUUGUUGUUUUGAUCGUGUGAUCAUCAAAUUAAAUAAAUAUGUUCACAUUCAACGCUGCGCCUUGGUCCUCAUCUCUCACCGACGAUCGUGACAGAAGAAACCACCAUAACAGGACCAAGCAGCGUGAAGAAGAGAGAGGAUGGACUUGGGAGCAGUGGAGUAAGAGUCUCGACUGGGCCAAGCCAAGCGAAGAGGAGAGAGGUUGGACUUUGGAGCAGUGGGGUGAGAGUCUGGCGAGAGACAUGGAGGCCUGGUCCACGGGGAGAGACGCCCAGAAAAUGUUUAGGGGGGGGCUAACGCCGUGGACGACGGGCCAGCAGGAGACCGCGGCAGAGCGGCCCAGCGGGUUGGCAGAGGAGGCCGCCAGGUUACGGGGGCCACUGGUCGAAGAGGGGGUGGAAGGUGUAGAGGCACGGUGAGAGGUACUGGGGUGUGUUACCAGUCCGGUCCGGCCCAUUCCAGAUCCCGGCGUAGGACCAGUGGUGUGUGUCCCCAGUACGGUCCGGCCCGUUCCUGCUCCCCGCACCAAGUCAGUGGUGCGCUUCGUCAGCCCGGCUCGGCCCGUUCCUGCUCCCCGCACCAAGUCAGUGGUGCGCUUCGUCAGCCCGGCUCGGCCCGUUCCUGCUCCCCGCACCAAGUCAGUGGUGCGCUUCGUCAGCCCGGCUCUGCCCGUUCCUGCUCCCCGCACCAAGUCAGGGGUGCGCUUCGACAGCCCGGCUCGGCCCGCUCCUGCUCCCCACACCAAGCCAGUGGUGUGCGUCGUCAGUCCGGCACGGCCCGUGCCUGUUCCACCGGUGGCUGGUCCGGCACCGGUCAGAUGCUUCACGCCGGAGCUAGAGCAAUCCGCUCCACCAGUGUGCAGUCCAGCUCCGGCCAGCGGGGCCAGACCGGACCAGGGGUACCUUGGGGGGUUGGAGAGCGAGUGGGGAUCAUGCCCGGAGCCGGAUCCGCCGCCAAGGCGGAGUGCCCACCCGGUCCCUCCCCUGUGGUAUUUGGUUGGCGCGGUCGGAGUCCGCGCCUUUAGGGGGGGGGGUACUGUCACGCCCUGGCUCUGGGGACUCUAGUAUGUUGAGCCAGGGUGUGAGUUUUCAUUUGUUUAUGUUCUAGUUGUUGUAUAUCUAUGUUGGCCAGGGUGGCUCCCAAUCAGAGACGGCUGUAGCUCGUUGUCUCUGAUUGGGAGUCAUACUUAGGUAGCCGUUAGGCAUUCAUUAUUUGUGGUUUCUUGUUCGUAUUUGGUUUGUGUAUGACCAUUGACUGUCACGUCAUCGUUUUGUUGUUUUGAUCGUGUGAUCAUCAAAUUAAAUAAAUAUGUUCACAUUCAACGCUGCGCCUUGGUCCUCAUCUCUCACCGACGAUCGUGACAGUGUGCAAGCCGUUGCCAUAUUUCUUAACCAAUACAUCCAAAAGGAAACAUGUUCUUUAUCGGAUACCAACCUAAAUUUAAUGGACGAUAUCCUGGAAUUCAUAUAUGCAUAGAAUUCCUGCAAUUCAAAAUCAUCACCUGACCAAAUGAAAGAAAUGUCAUCAAUAUAUCCAAACACUUUGAUAAACUUAGAAUAGGGAUUUUUAUUGUAUACAAAGUCCAACUCAAAUUCAAAUUAGGCGCAACUGGGGAUCCCAUCCCAUAGCAGUUCCUUGAAUCUGAAGAUAAUAACAGUAUUCAGACUUAAAGUAAUUCUUAGUCAAUAUUUCAUUAGUCAAGCUCAGCAGUAAGCCAGUUCAGUUCUUUGAUUCAAAUAAUGUUUAAUCGCAUCUAAACCCUCUUGAUGAGGAAUAUUUGCAUAAAGGCUAGAAACAUCCAUAGGACACAACAAGUCAUUCAAGUCAACUGUACAAGUCUCUAAUUUCUUCAAAAAGUCUGUAGUGUCCUUGAGGUAAGGGGCCAACAUAUGCACCAAAUAUGAGAGUCCACAUAUUGAGAAAGUGGCUCAGUUAGGGAUUGAUUACCCGAAACAAUUGGUCGGUCUGGGGGAUUCAAUACAUCUUUAUGUAUUUUAGGAAGAGUGUAUAUAACAGGACACACUGGAUUUUCUUGAACCAUGUAUUUAUAUUCGUCAUUGGUGAUCAAUUCCUUCCGUAAUUCCUGUUUUAACACACUCUUAAUUUCACCCCCAAACCUCAAUGGGAUCCGAUUGUAAAGUGAUAUAAAAGUUAGUGUCUUUCAAUUGUCAUUUGAUUUCAUUGACAUAAGAUGUCCUGUCCUGCAUGACAAUAGCACCGCCUUUAUCUGUGGAUUUGAUGACUAUUUCAUCAUCAUUCAUCAGUGUUCUCAAUGCCUCUCUUUCACACUCCAAAGUAUUGGAGUGUACUGGUGACCCUCUGCUCUGUGUGCACAAUUCCAAGACAUCCCGCUCAACCAGCUGGCAGAAAGUGUCGACUAACGGGUUGCCCAUUGGUAGAAUAAAAGUACUCUUGGGUUUGAAUGUCUUUUUAAUCAUGGGAACUGGUUCCGAUUGACUCAUUCUGUUGAGUGAGAUGGGGUCCCCUCAAAUUACUUAUCCAAAGAGAGACAUAUUGGAUAGACUGCUCGGGCACUCUUGCCCCAGAAGGCCUCAAUGAGGAAUAUUGUUGUUUUUUGUAGUAGGUUAUAAAUAUGUAGGCCAAACAUUUAGGUAAUGAUGUCAUAAUGUGUCUUUAUUGUGUGUCCAUAUAUCUUUAUUUGAUUGUCAUGUUUCCCCCACAGCUCCCUCUGCUGGGAUCUCUUGAUUGGGCCAAUAAUGACUGAGAAUGUAUAAUUAUACAUGUUUUUUAUCUUUAUAUUCAUUAUAAUCCACAUAAUAAUUCACAUUUCCUGUUUCUGCAGGAUUAUUUUUCUGCUGUAGCAAACUGGCUCAAAUUAAGAUCCUACAUCUGUACCUGGUUGCUAAAAUUAUGAAAUGUUCGCCUGCUUUCAGUUUAUGUGACAAAACAAGCAAUGUAUAGUAUAGAGAAUCAUUGUACCAUCUAAACCACUGUGAAAUAUACUUUCAAUAACAAAAAAUAUAAAAUGUUCAGCUAUUUGCAGCUGGUGAAAGUAAAAAGACGCAAAAAACUAAACCUUAAGACAGGAAGCAUAGAAGUAGCACACAUAGAAUGGACCUACCGCUUAUCAGACUUGCUUUCCAUGAGAAUGACAGAUCUAUAACUCACAUUUCUAUGUGAAUUUGGUCGGGGCGCACACAAGCUACAUAUUGCGCCUUUAAUCUGAACAAACACAUUCCGUGUGACUGCGCAGUCGUGGCAGGGCAGAGCAGGGCAGUAUACAUUUUUCCUUGAUAUCCAAACGAGAGCACACCUCAGCAACUAUACUUUACAGGCAGGAACUAGCUGACAGAGGCAGUAGGGUUUUGGAUCCGACCCCACAGACCCAGGAUGUCUCGUAGCUAAGACUGCGUCGUAAAUAUCAUUUAAAACCUAUUAUCCGCCGGCCUAAUUAACCAAGCCUUUUUCAUCUAGCACAUAGAUAUCCACUGAUUCACACCUAUAAAAGCCCUUGUUUCCACUCACACUUGCUCUCUAAUGGAUCCCUCUGGCUUUCCCAAGGUUGUCGUCCAUUUUAGAGGGGGCUUGUUGAUGGGGAAUUUGAUGAUGUGAGCCGUUUCUGAUGGAAGGAUGACGUGUGUGUGUGUCUCCAUACACAUUAGAUCUGAGGGAGGUUGGGGGGAGGGUAGUGUGUGAUGCUCCGGUCACCAUGGUAACCUUCAUACUUACUUAAGCCCCCCCUCCAAUCUUGUGGCUGGCCACAUGAGUGCCUGUGGCCAGCUCACUCUUUGGGUUGGGGUCUUUUAUGUGCUUGAUAUUAAUGGUGUGUGUGUGAGAACUUCUAAGCAGCUGAACAAAUAUUUCCAAGACAGUAAUACUCGGUUCAUCUCUUUGGAUAUUUGCAGCCUACCGGCAUGUAUUGCGACCACUGUGGCAUGCUAUCAUUCUCUUACUCUAAUUUGGUCUCAUUCAUUCUCUCCUUCACUUCCUCACUUUACCCAUCACUUACUCAUUUUCCUUCCCUCUCUCCCCUCUCUCCCUCUGUUCAUCAUCCCUGUGCUUUAUAUACUAUGCUGUGCCAGAGGCAUGCUGACACAGUCCGUGACGCAGACACUCCGCUCUGUAUCUCAGCUGUCUGGGGUACCGAGCCUCCUAAAAAUACCGCCUCCCUCUCUCUCCCUUUGGGGGGAGGCCACCGCUGCAGACAGCUGUGUGUGUCUGUGGGUGGGCAUGGUUUGCCCAUCGGAGGCCUAUAAUUGUGGUGAUGAGAGCAGGGUGGAAAGAAAUCCAGCCAGGAGACAAGCGCCAUGUUCCUGAGGUCAGCAAAGUAGAGGGUUCCUACAACACGACCCUGUGGCACCCCCUCACACAGCACCAAUCCUCUGCCUAUCCAAAUACUGCCGGCCCCAGAAAGCACAGUGUGCUGUACUGCUUGUACCAAGCAUACAGCUGCACUGGGAGAGCCAUUCAAACUGUCACUCAGAAACGACAUUAAAGAUGCCCUGCCACAAUGAUAAACAUUGAAGUUGCCACUGUCACAGACAACUUUGUUAACAUUCGAUCUCAGACCGAUUCCUCUCAGUUCAACUACACAAUGUUUACUGCAUAAAUGAACAAUUUACACAGGUGGUUCAAGAAAUUUUGACAAGUACGACCUAGACUUAGAGUACAGGGAAACACUCUAACGAUAGCCUAAACAGAUGGAGGUUGUUUCCCAAAUGGCACCCUAUUCCCUAUAUAGUGCACUACUUUUGACCAGGGCCCAUAGAAUAGGAUGCCAUUUGGGACACAGACUGAGUCACUGUAACCACGGGUCACUGUAUCAAUGCGCUAAAUGUAUCUAUUUUCCGUCAUCCAGCUGUGUGAGAGCGGGCAGAUUGUACGGGUUCACGCGCCACACCCACACAGCCAUCAACACAGACCAACGACAUAUCCUCCCCUCAGAACUAGAGUAUCAUUGUGUAAUUGUGUAUUACAUUUCUCCGGUUCACUUUCACUACUACCUGACAUGUGAUCUGAGUUCUUCCUUUCUCUCACACUGUGUAGUUUGGGGGUUUCUAUGGCCCUGUUUUUUGGAGCAUGUUGCUCCCAACACCAGAUUUGUGGCUUUGAUUCCUGAAUGUGAGGUUAUGUGAGGUUAUGUGUUGUUUACUGAAUGUUUGGAUAAAAGUGGCUGCUAAAUGGCUAAGUACAUUGCACUGUAAGUACUGUAUGUGGUUCAUAGAUUGGUUAGCUGUCCCGAAAACGAUACACACAUUUCAAUGGGUCAGAUGGCCGUGUGUUGUAAUUCUGGAUGGCCAGUUAGCUAACAACAUUGAGAAGAAGCUGCCAUUUGGGGAAUAAUAGGUGGCUCGUUUCAGCUAGUCUGAUCUUGUUCUUGAUACCAUGUCUUGUUUUGAGGUGUUUUGACUGUCACGUCUAUGCUAAUAUGGCAAAAAUUCGCUAGCUAGCUAGCUAACCAACAACUGUAACGAUGUAUUUGAGAGACAACAAGUGCUCAUUGUGCAAAUUUAUUUAUGUUUUCAAUAAACAUUGGAGAUGAAAUAUAGUUUACAUGUUGUCAACAAUUUAAGCCAACCCUGUCUGUUUUGCCCCAUAGUUGCGCACGCUUCGGUUUUGUUGCUAAACAACCAACCCGUCUAUUGGUUCCCAUGGACAGUACCAACAUCAGCCUCUAGGUGGUGUCUACCAGUAGGUAUGUUUAGGUUAGUCACUAAAGGUGAUGAUGGCACUGACUGCUUCUUGUCUCUCUCUCACUCUUUUUUUCUCUCCUUCACAGGACUGUGGUGAUGCCCAUCGCCAACGAGUUUGCCCCCGACGUGGUGCUGGUGUCGUCUGGCUUCGAUGCUGUGGAGGGCCACGCGUCACCCCUGGGAGGGUACAGGCUGACGGCCAAAUGUAAGUGACUUCCUCCUUUUCCCCUCCCUUUCUCUCCACCAGCCCACUGCUCAUGAAUGAAACGUAUCCAGCCCUGUGUAGCUCAGUUGGUAGAGCAUGGCGCUUGCAACGGCAGGGUUGUGGGUUCGAUUCCCACAGGGGGCCAGUAUGAAAAAGUAUGAAAAUGUAUGCACUCGCUAAACUGUAAGUCGCUCUGGAUAAGAGCGUCUGUAAAAUGACUAAAAUGUAAAAUGUAAAUGAUGCUGCCCUACCAUAGACAAUGGCCUUGUUCAAUACCAUCAAAAUGCGUCCUUACUUCCUUGAGGUAAUUACUGAUCUGACAAGGUUGGAUUACUGAAAGCAAUACAGUGGAAACCUACAUUCACUUUUCCAAUCACUAAGAGACAGUGUUGUGGACUCGAGUCACAUGACUCAGCGGGCAGAGUCACCAAUUUGAUGACUUGAGACUCGACUUGAUAUAAAAUAAAAUAACUUGGACUUGGAGCCUCAUGACUCGGGACUCGACUUUGACUUGAGACUGAUGACUUUCAAUUAUCAGGCCAGGUUUUGUAAUAUUUUGACACUCAUUUCGUGGCACAGAGUCUCCAUGGAUUACUCUCCAUGCAGCCAGAGACAAUAGCCGCAGCAUCGCCUUCGCAAAAGAAACGUGCAACAAAUUGGCUAGUGAAACGCACACUUGGCCCUCUGAUUGGACCAGCAAACUGUCAAUCAACACAGGUCGGGUGAGCUAGCGAACAGAUUGCUGAUUUGCUGUACAGCUAUAGGAUCGGGUGCAGCACAAAGGUGAAAUUGUAGGGAGAGAGUAUUGCCCUAAUAAAUAAAUAUGCAGCUUCAAAAAUAGUUUAGUGAUCAAGAAUAAUAACUGUUUACUUUGCAAGCUCACCAGCAUGAAGCAACAAUUAGGCCUACUUGCUGGUCUUUUGGUAUCUCAAAAUUGCUUGAUAUUUGUUGUUAAAAUAAAUUUUUACUGUGGUGAGGAUGCACCUUAGGCGUGUCUCUCCACUUGCGCUCUCCAAACUCAAACACCAUUGUUUGCUGCUGCUUUCACACAUUUAAAUGCAUAUGUGCUAAAUCUAUAUUCCAUCUAAUCCUACAAUAAUUGCUAGCAUUUAAUCAUUCCAUACCGAUACCGUUUAUUGCAACACUUAGACAUUUCUGUUUGAUAUUAUACAUUUUCAUUUAGCCAACCCUUUCUUACCCUCUGAGUGGGCGCAAGGUUUAUUUUGCACAUGAAUGUUCACAAGACUCAUGAGGUAGAAGUUCUGUUUAUUUAAUUAAAUGUCUGGUUUCCUUUGUUCAUGUUUCCGGGUUAUGUCGGAGUUCCGUGUGUCUGUGUCCUAUGUCUCGAUUUGGUUUCUCAAGGGGAGGCUGUGCAGUCUUGCCCUCUACCUGUGUACGUUCAGAUAGGACAGGUUAAGGCUGAUACAGAAGCUAUUUCUUUUGGGCUGUGUAUAUUUUAUAAAUCUACUUCUAUUUUUUGUAUGAUGUGGCUCUUUUACCAUUGAAUCACCAAGACCUGUCAAUAAAUCUACGGUCUGAGCACGUCAACCAGCUUUGCCUUCUGCUGAUUUCAUGCCCUUAAGACUGCUACAAGGUCCCUAUUUUACAAUUACAUAGGCUAAUCAAAAUGUGUUGUAGACAGAAUAAUGAAAAGGGCUGUCUGAUAGCCUCAAUAAAUAGGCGAAGAUUUGCAGUCAUUACAUGUAUAGAUACAUUUUGUACUUGACUUGAGAUUUAUCUUGAAAAAACUCAGCUAGCGUUAGCACAAUCAGCUAGCUGAUCCCAUAGACUUCCAGUCAUUGUGCUAAUGUUAGUUAUUAACCACUCCAGAAACUACCUUAACUUGUACGCAGAGACAUAAAAAUAGUAUCCAUGAGUUCAUCUGAGUCUGGGUAAGUAGAAAAAAUCUGCCACUAUCCCUUCAAGAGAAAGGCUGCAUUGAUUUAAGUGUUUGAGCCCAUGCUAAGUGGUAAAUGCAGAAACACUAGUUCUGGCCAUGAGGAGAAAGAGUCUCGCAAACCACACUUAAAAGUUAAAAGACACUGUGACUGGCCAGCUUGCGUAUGUGCCAUUCUGACAGAUGACAAAAUCUGAUUUAUUUUGCUGGGUUGAUCUGAGAGGGCUUCAAUAGCCUAUGACAGUCUCUGACGAAUGUUUACCAGACUCUAGUACCAUUACCAUACACAGUCCCACCUACACACACACACACGAUCAGAUCCAACUGUUCUGGCCCUGUCCAAGUAACCUCCCCUCACGUUCACAAAGCUACAGGAUCGACUUUGUUUGGAAGCGUCUUUCUUUGCCCAUGUAGAGCAGCACUCUGGCGUGCCAGCAAAGAGCUUUUCCUAAAACUAUCUCUGAGAUCUCAGCCUAAAGCUGGGGCUCUAAGAGAAGGGGGUCCGAGGAGGGGUUAGGGUGGUAUGGCGGAAUGCAUAUACUAAAACCCACAGAAAAUCAAACACAGGCGGCCCGAGCCAAAACACUAAGCCACAUUUAUUAAAAUUAAACCUGGCUCGUAUUAUGCAUUUAGGCCGAGUAAAUCCCUGGUGCCUUCUCUUUCUUAAAUCUAAACGAGAAAAUAUGAUGCAAUACUGUUUUCUCCCUCCUCCUCCCCUCGCUUUCUGUAUGCAUUUCUUUGAUCGCCGUCCAAGCGCCAGAGUCGCCAUGGACGAACUCUAACCCCAACCACUGGCAUUUUCCUUUCCUCAGGUUUUGGAUACCUGACCAGGCAGCUAAUGGGGCUAGCCGGAGGCCGUAUGGUACUGGCCCUGGAGGGGGGCCACGACCUCACUGCUAUCUGUGACGCCUCCGAAGCCUGCGUCUCUGCUCUGCUAGGAAUCGAGGUAAGACUUGAGAGCGAGGGAGGGAGGGGUUUCUUUAAUUGUUUUCAUUAAUUUGCCACUCCACCUGUUUAGGGAAACUGUCUCUACACAUCCAGUCCAAUCAGGAGGUGAGAAUAGAGCUCAGACGGUGCUCUGAUUGGGUGAUUUUGCUGUCUUUCUGGGCCGUUGUCACAGUCAGAGGUGUGGUGUUGAAAGGGCUUUGGCCCAAUGCCGCCGCCCACUGAGAGACAGAGCGAGAGAGAGAGAGGGGGGUGGAGAGGCGAAAGAGUCUGGAACAGUGAGUUGACAGAGAGAGAUACUGGGGACCCUGCUUUUUUAUUUGCCAUCCUCGCUUUCUCUUCAUCCCUUAUCCAUCCAUCCCCUCUCACUUUCUGUCCCCACCGCCCAGUGUGGGAGGAUACAACCGCCAAGUGGCCAGGGAGAGGGAGGAAGUAACAACGGUCAAGUUGAAGAAUCCGAGGUUAAUUGUGGAUGUGUGUAGGCUGGGCCUGGAGCUGAACCAACUGUCUCUCUGUGUCCCAUAUAGCAUCCUAUUCUCUAUGUAGUGCACUAAUUUUGACCAGAGUGUUCUGUCUGCUGUGAUUCAUGGCACACGCCCACUGUUUUUUUCCUAAGAUAAUGGAUGGAGUCUAGUGUUUUCUUGGCCAUGGCUUAGAUAUAAUUUCCCCCUUUGAUUCCAAGAUAACAUGCUUUGGUGCUUUGAAUAUCUUUAGCGUAAGAAUACUGUAACCAAAUGAGAGGAAAGUGUAUGGUUGCUUUAGUGUCUGUCUGUGUGUGUCACCGUAAUAGUUUCAGUCCUUAGUACACAUAUGUCUACUGUACACUUUGAUACACGCAUUUGUGGUCUGGUUUCUGUCCUCAUACAUUUCAGUCAGCCACUUUUUUGUUAAUCAAGACAAAUGACCUGAGAAAGACCCUGAGGACUUGUGAUGUGGACACCAGCUGAAAGGCAUAAGGACCAUAGUGUCCUAUCUAAAUAUUGAAUAAUGAAUAAUCCACACUUGAAAUAAACAGAAAUAUUGAAAGACAAUAAAAUGGGUUGGCUCGUGCUGACCCUUGGCUAGUACUGACCUGUGGCUAGUAUACACAGACGAAGUGCUGAUGUCAUGUCUAAUACCGAGGGGGUGCAGAGGCUGAAAUAGAACCUCCGAUAGAAGUGAAUUUCCAGGCCCCUGCGUCCUGCGUUUGUAUAAACUUCAUUUAUUUUGAGCAAGUGACUGUCUCUAAGUGUUGCUGCAGACCGACCCAGGCCACAAACACAUACCCUCUAUGUGUUUUCUGUCGUUGGACAAGGGUUGUGUCCCAAAGGGCAUCCUAUUCCCUAUAUAGUGCACUACUUUUGACCAGAACACUAUUGGUCCCUGGUCAAAAGUAGUGCACUACAUAGGGAAUAGGGUGUCAUUUGGGACACAGGCAAGGAGAGAACCUGCUUUAGCCAUUUGCCAGUUAGCCCAGUGCAACGUUAAAACCUCCAUUAACGAGAGGCGUAUGUGGCUAUAACUCAUAAUGUACCGCCUCUUAUUACACGCAAUACAUUCACCCACACCUGUCUAAUAGUGCACCAAAGAGUGGUGUAUAAGUGCAUUGUUAUUGUUGUAAACCUGUAAACUGAAUACUGCCGCAUGAUUAAAAGUCAAGUAAACAGUAGCUUUGGCAUUUCGGUUUACCUUAUAAGAUCAUACCUUAUAAGAUCAUAUAGUGGGUAACAAAUUUGGAGGCACCACUGGGAUUUAUUUUCAUGUACGCACCGGCGCAUAUUACUCUAGCAAAACGGACAACGAGUGAGAGACAUUGGAAGAGUAGCUAGCUGGCUAACCAUGAAGAUAAGGAUGUACAUGCAUGAUGAUUAUUGAUGCACACUGUUAGUAUUGCACUAGAUGCUGGCGAAGUUGAGUAUAGAUAGAGGAUAAUGCUAGGAAGAGAUGGACUGGGGGAUAAGAGGACUGGCUUGGGUGCCUGUGUUAUUCCAGCCCUCCCUCCAGACAAGGCAGUAAAUAAGCUCUUGGAACCGUAAAAGACCAGAUGGCCCUGCUCCAAUGUGGAUCUUGGGCCCGAAGCAAAACAAACAGAACAAUAAUGCUGGAUCGACGCUAAUAAAACAUGGUCACCGCAACCAACCGCCCCAGAGAAAGGGAAAGCAGUGACCGACUGGUUUUUCAGCUUCGAUCUAGAGUGACCGGGACAAGCUGUGGCGUUGGAGAGGUCGAGUGGAUCGCGGUCAAACCGUUCUAAACCCUCCAAAGAAACCUCAAAGCCUGGAGAGGAAUUUAAGCCCCACAGCAGACCAACGCUAAACUGUCAGAAGAACUAGAUCUUAACAGUUCUGAGCUGGAACAAGGUUUGCUUUGGAGGGGGGGCUACACAAACGUUCUGUUGAGCCUUAAAGGGCAAUCAGCAGUAGAAACAAUAACAAAGUGUUGGCCCCGCCCCUGUUUUGGUAAAAAGCAAAUUCAUAAACAGAGCUAUGGAUGCAAGGACAAGAUAUCAAAAUGAUAGUUUUAACCAUGUUUUGAGACUAUAUAAUGUUUGUUUACAUUUACUUUGAUUACAAAUAUAAAACAAGCUUAUAUUUUGGGUGCUGAUGGGGUGAGACAGUUGAACUAGGCUCAUGAGGGAUUUAUAAGCAAUAUUCUUCAAGAAUCAAUGGGUACAUAUCAUUAAUUUAUAAGUCCAACAAUGGAUGUUGCAACUGCUGAUUGACCCUUUAAUGCAAUAACCUUAAUCUGUUUACCUGCACUGGUGCCUUUGAAUGACUCGGAGGUCAUUGCCAUGACAGCGAUUACAGUAACAUCACACCGGUAGCCUCCAACGCCACUCUCCAAAUCCCUUCUCUUCCAAUUUACCACUGAGAGUAAAGGCUUGGUUUAAUACAUGGAGGCAUGAAGGAGGGUAGAAAAAGAGGAGAGCGAGAGAAGGAGAAGAGGAAGAAGGGAAGGCUGCUCCAGAAAAGGUUGGGGUUGGGACGGUCUCAUGUUUCAGUGGCCAGGAGAGAGGGCUGUUUCGUGGGGUCGAUGGGCAGGUCAGAGCGAGUCUGGAAGUCUAAAAAGAGGCCCUGGCCCUGUAGCGCUCCCUUCUCGCCCUCCUCCCCGGGACCCCGUCACCAGCCCACAUCUGAAAGCGGUUACCAUCACACCUCUCCCGACAGGGUCACCAACAGGCCUAGAGAGAUCGGAGAAUCAAAGGAAAUUGGGGAAUCAUUUGAAGUCGGGGGAGGAAGCUAUUGUCAUAAACCAGCGAGCUCUAGGGUUCGAGUUUCACGCCGGAUGUUGGGCUAGAGGAAAAACGCAACGCCACAACACCCAUUGAUAAGGAGUUAGAAAACACACGGCUCAUUAGUCGCCUUUGACUGGCCAUGAGCCGCCGCCAUAUUUAAACACUGGUGAUUGGCCAAUCCCACUGUGUUUUUCAUUGCCUCUUCUCAUUGGGUGUUUGGCAAGAGCCCUGUCAGUCUUUGAACAAGUGCAGAUCAGUCCCUCGUUAGUGUGAUGAGUGAUGACCCGUUCAACAAGUUGUAACGGCACGAGAGGGAGAAACGCAAGGCAGUGGAGACGAUAACAGAUAAAAGGAGAAAGUUAAAACGUCUCUAAUCAAAAUGGCAGGAUGCGAGUGUUUUAUCAGAGUCUUUGCAAAAGGUCCAGUGUAAUGGAGGUGGAAUGCAGCGUAAUGACUCUCGCCAGCGGCAGUUUGAUGUGGCAGAUAGAGAGGGGGAAAGGGGUUUGUGUGUUUGUAGAUGUGAGCGUUAGGUAGAGAUGAAGGGGCCAUGUGCCAAUAGGUCAGCUAGUCUGCUGCUCUAUUUGUUUGUGAAGUCAGAGGCAGGGCUUUCAGUUAUUCGAGCAACACAACUAAAAUGUAUUACCAACAAUGAUCAUUGGUCUCUCAUUGGCCUAAGAAUAAGAUCUCAAAUGUAGACAUACUAGGAGUUAAGACAGGUCCACAAUCGGGGCCAAACAUCUAGAUUGGGUUUACUGUCCCACUGCUUCCUGUGUGACUGUAGUCUGUCCAUCAAGCAUUUUACUGUCCACUCCACAGUGAGAAACAUAUUCCCCCAUUUUAUUGCCAGGUUAAGACAAGCUUUGCUAUAAUGAGCGCUGGGUUCCCUUUGAAAGUUGCUUGGAUUAGCUUGGGGGGAAAAAUGAAAAAAAUCGGUGAAUCGACUUCACGGUUUGAGUGCAUAAUCACCAAAGCCUCUCUAAUAAAAUGUCUCAUGAGUGAUGCAUUGGCGGCGAUGUUAGUCAACUCUGACCUCAUGACUAAUUGACAAAUGUGCGCAAACAGAUGUUGCGCCCCCUCCUCCAAAUUGUGGUCGUUAGCAAUUAUUUGAUAAACAACAGGCUAAUACGGCUAGUCGCUGAUGAGGUUAUCCCUGAUGUUUACACUCUAGCUACAGUAUGCAUGAUCCGUUUCACCUGGCCCUCUCAGGCUUCAGCGUUUCACUCCCUUUAGCGAACAGAAAAGUACCGACGCCGCAUAAAAAGUCACCUGCUCUGCUUGAUAACUAGUUAGCUCGUUAAAUUAGCACAAACGUAAUCAACUGGUGUCAGCGGUCGAUCCUUCGCCCUGACCAAGCGACCAACAAGUCAAAUUCCUUCCACCCAGUGUUACGGUUUCACUGCCUUCCCCAGAAUGUUUUUUUUAUUCCGGGGCCACAUUCCUUCAGCGCCUCUGGUUCGCGUGGCGUCUCAAAUUUGUUGGCUUCCCCCUCAUGCGUUUGAAGGCCGUGCCAUACACUCAAACAGACAGACUUGGAUUUAUGCAGGCAAGCAGCAACGGACAGAGUGAUAGUAUACCGUCCUCGAACAAAAGCUCUUCUCUCUCUCUCUCUGUUGGAAAAAGGCAAUGUUUCUCUCGCUAUGAAGAUGGAGAGGUGGGGUUAGAAACUCAAAUAAACGCCCUGAGUCACGGGGGAUGCUGUGGGGAGCGCCGUGUGUGUCAUACCUGCCAGGCAGGCCCGUAGCGUGCUGACAAGAACCAUUAAAGUUUAUAGGCGUGCGGCACAGCUGCUCGUCAAACUGACAGACAGACAGCCCACCGAGCCCCCCGGCCUGGCCCCGUGUGGGGACCCCCUCCCUGGCUAUAAUGCCAGGCCAGGCUGGAGACAGGGGGUCUCUGGGGGUAGUAAUGGGGUAGUGGAAGAGGAGGAGGAGGGGUAGUGGUGGAGAGAUAACUGGGCUGCUAGGAACUGGAAGUGAUCCACUGAAAACCACAAACACAGUAGCGGGCACACAUUCAUGGAGCUUGGCUGACUCCUGUGAGGAAUGAGAGAAAAUAAGAUAAAAACAAGGCCGAAGGAUGAGUGAUAGGGACCGAACUCAGCAGUAUUUGAAAGGUUUAGUAGUGUGUCCCACCUUUUUUAAGGGUCCCUCUAUUUGGUGGGCAUCACUUAGGGCUCUCCGGUGGCCUGGUAUAAGUGACACCCAAAUUGAACAGGGGUUGGGCAGCCCCAGCCCCUGUUCUUAGUCCUGUUUCCUCAAAAGGUGCUGGAAUUGCAUGACAGCCAUCCAUGUUUACCACUGCUGCUCAACUUAAUGCAGUGAAUGAUAGGGCAACAGUGUGUGUGUGUGUAUGUGUGUGUACAUGCAUAUGUGUGUGUGUGUGUGUGUGUGUUUGUAUGUUUUACAGUACCGCAGAACAUUAUGUGCUACUAUACAGCAAUGCAGGUUCAAUUGAAUUGAGCCCUCCCAAGGUCUUGUCAUGUUUUGAAAGAAGAUUAUAAUAUGUAAGGGUGCAAUGAAGGGGCAAAGGGGCUAGAAAAUGUUGCGUGAGUGAGAGUGCAAAUGUUUGUGCACGUGUGUGUACACAUGCGUGCUUGCAAACUUACUUGCCCACUUUGCUUGCGUGUGCGUAUGUAUGAUGAAGCUUGUCGUGCCACAGACGGAUUAAAGUAUCCCUCUCCCUAGACUGGCCUCUCCCUUCGCCCUCCUCACCUCCUCCCACCCUCUAUUUGUUUUAAUUAAAAGAAAACUUCCAGCCUUGGCCGAACGGGACCGACCGGCCAUCCCUUUUUCCUUCUGGCAUUCUCUUCUUCCUUCUUCUAAUGUUUCUAGCUCCUCAUCCACUUUUCAGUUUCGAGCAAGGUUUUGAUAGGGCAAAAAAUGCAGCUGCCUGCCUUAUUUCUUUCGGUGUUUAUACAUAGAAGCAUUUGGGUUUUUCGUUUUUUUGGAGUUCUGCUCACAAGGUGAAAAAAAGCAGCACACACAGUGAGCCAGAGGGAAAUGGAAUCGUUCCGGAUUGGAAAGGCAGCUUGGGGAAUGCCCUGUUUCCUCUCUCCUCUCCUUCAUGGCUUCAUCUGACUCCGAACAGAGUAUUCCCAUUGUGUGUGUGUGUGUGUGUGUGUGUGUGUGUGUGUGUGUGUGUGUGCGUGUGUGUGCGUGUGUGUGUGUGUGUGUGUGUGUGUGUGUGUGUGUGUGCGUGUGUGUGCGUGCGUGCGUGCGUGUGCGGGUAUAUUCACUGUGUAUGCAUGAAUGUGUGUGUAUGCUGUAUGUGUGUUUGUAAAGUGGGACCCAGCACAAAGCACACAUUGUAGCCUGUGGUGGAGAGUGGCUCCUCGAGUGGGAGGCUGCAGUGCAUCUGUGAGCCUAUUGUUAUUGUGUCCAACUGUUCUCCACCGCUGGGCUGGCUGGGUGAUUCAACACUGGGCAGAAGUCCACAGUCAGAGGUAGUCAUCCACACCAAGAGGGGGAAAAGUAUUAUUAUUCUGCUAUUGCUGUGUUGAAUGUAACCUGUCACAAACUCCAGUGUGUGUGUGUCUCCCCAGUUGGACCCUAUCCCUGAGGAGGUGAUGCAGCAGAGGCCCAACCCCAACGCUGUCCACUCCAUGGAGAAGGUGCUGGAGGCACACGGUGAGUGUCGCUCUACUCUACUCACACAGGAAAUAGUCCCACUGUAUGGGCUACAACCACCAAAUGAUUCCGGGAUUUGAUUUGCAAGUGUGCAUUUACCAUAAUAAAUCUCAAUGAUGGUCUUAGAUCAGAAAAGAAAAACAGCAGCACUCGGCCCUGGAUGACUGAAGUUGUUUGACCCCUACUGUAGUUGCUCUAUGUUAUAAUCAUGAUCCUUUAACCUUUCACCUUUGUCCUGUCCUGUAGGUAAAUACUGGCACUCUCUUCAGCGUGGGGCCUCCACGCUGGGCUACUCUCUGAGCGAGGCUUUCCGGUGUGAGACGGAGGAGGCCGAGACCGUCACCGCCAUGGCCUCCCUCUCUGUGGCCAACAAGCAGAGGAAGUACGUCCCUCCUGAAGCGUGUGUGUGUGUGUGUGUGCGUGCGUGCAUGCAUGUUACGCCGAAGGUCACAUCGACCAAAAGCUUAGCUCUUCAGUACUAUAAAAAAACAUUUAGAUCCAACCUAAAUGUGCAGAGGCUUUUGAGACUCACUCACUAGUCUCAAACCUUCCUGCAGUUGACAUGUGUAGUGUGGGAGUGCUGCCUGUGACGGCUGUCAUUGUCCCUUCUUUCUCCAGGAGCGAGGAGGAGCCUAUGGAGGGCUGA
Messenger RNA from Coregonus sp. 'balchen', 17155 nucleotides. Lineage: Eukaryota; Metazoa; Chordata; Actinopteri; Salmoniformes; Salmonidae. The record is from the annotation of a GenBank genome assembly.